CCACAGAUCCGAGGCUGCCUCAUCUGGCAUCAAUUAUCCCUGCCGCUGCCGCUGCUGCUGCUUCUGCUGCUGAACUCGGCUGGCUGCUGCCUCUGUCUUGAGGACCCCAGCGCCUCUCCCCUCAGCAAUGCUGCCUGCUGCCACAGCCUCCCUCGUGGGGCUCCUCCUCACUGCCUGGACCCUGCUGCCCUUCGCCCAGGGCCAGACCCCCAACUAUACCAGACCUGUGUUCCUGUGUGGAGGGGAUGUGACUGGGGAAUCGGGUUACGUGGCAAGUGAGAGUUUUCCCAACCUCUACCCCCCCAAUAAGGAGUGCAUCUGGACAAUAACGGUCCCUGAAGGCCAGACUGUGUCCCUUUCCUUCCGAGUAUUUGACUUAGAGCUACACCCUGCCUGCCGUUAUGAUGCUCUGGAGGUCUUUGCUGGUUCUGGAACCUCGGGCCAACGGCUCGGACGCUUCUGUGGGACCUUCCGGCCAGCACCCAUCGUGGCCCCGGGCAACCAGGUGACCCUGAAGAUGACAGCGGAUGAGGGUACAGGAGGACGAGGCUUCCUGCUCUGGUACAGCGGGCGGGCCACCUCGAGCACUGGCCCCACCCCAGGCGCGAGGCGGAAAUGGGUCACCGACCCGCGGGUGGAAUGGGCGGCCUGGGGUUACUGGGACGAGCACCAGUUUUGCGGGGGGCGGCUGGAAAAGGCCCAGGGAACGCUGACCACGCCCAACUGGCCCGAGUCUGAUUACCCCCCGGGUAUCAGCUGUUCUUGGCACAUCAUCGCGCCUCCAGACCAGGUGAUCUCGCUGACCUUCGGGAAGUUUGACGUGGAGCCGGACACCUACUGCCGCUAUGACUCGGUCAGUGUGUUCAACGGAGCCGUGAGUGACGACGCCAAGAGGCUGGGGAAGUUCUGCGGAGACACAGCCCCGGGUCCCAUCUCCUCCGAAGGGAAUGAGCUCCUCGUCCAGUUCGUCUCAGACCUUAGCGUCACUGCCGAUGGAUUCUCAGCCUCCUACAGGACCCUGCCGAGGGGUGCCGCCAAAGAAGGGCCAGCUCAGAGCCCGGGAGAGGAUGCCCGGCCAGUUCCCCGGCCUGGCCCAGGCCCCAAGCCAGGAGCCCCGCCCAAAGUCAAGCAGGAACGCCCACCUGCGGAGAAACCAAAAACCUCACCUGAGGUCCAGGCAAUUCCUGUGGGCCCUGAUGCACCCAGUGUCACCUGCCCAAAACAGUGCCGGCGGACGGGCACCUUGCAGAGCAACUUCUGUGCCAGCAAUCUGGUGGUGACGGCAACAGUGAAGUCCAUGGUUCGGGGCCCAGGAGAGGGCCUGACUGUCACUGUCAGUCUCAUUGGUGUUUACAAAACUGGAGGCCUGGACCUGCCCUCUGCACCUGCUGAUACCUCCUUGAAGUUUUACGUGCCUUGCAAGCAGUGCCCCCCCAUGAAGAAAGGAGCCAGCUAUCUGCUGAUGGGCCAGGUGGACGAGAACAGAGGUCCUAUCCUUCCUCCAGAUAGCUUUGUGGUUCUCUACCGGCCCACCCAGGAUAAGAUCCUCACCAAUCUCAGCAAGAAGAGGUGCCCCGCCCAGCCUGUUCGGGCUGCUAGGUCCCAGGCCUGAAAUCCAGGCCAGCCUUGGCCAUUGGCCCAAGGGAUCCAUUUUUUAUACAAAUAAAUAUCCCUUGACUGAGGAAGAGUUAACAUAUCCAUCUUUAUGGUUUUGGUGCCCAUCUUGGGGUUUUCAUUCAUUCAAUAAACUCAACAGACAUUUA
Messenger RNA from Pipistrellus kuhlii (Kuhl's pipistrelle), 1763 nucleotides. RefSeq names its product procollagen C-endopeptidase enhancer (gene PCOLCE). The record is from RefSeq and is a predicted model, not a curated record. Gene Ontology annotation, molecular function: protein binding. Bases 128 to 1612 code for a protein of 494 amino acids. The transcript has 10 exons. NCBI's taxonomy places the organism in Eukaryota, Metazoa, Chordata, Mammalia, Chiroptera, Vespertilionidae.